GGCGGCGGUGAGUGCGUUUAGCGGCCCUGGCGCUCUUCGGUAGAGCGCACUUUCAGGGAAAAAUAGUAACGAAAACAAGCCUCCAUCUUGGAAAAAAUGCACUAACGACCUUUUGAGUGAAUCUCCAGGCAGGCAGGCAGUUAAUUAAUCGACGUUUCAUCGCUGUUAGCAGGACGAGUGUUUUUUCAUGUCUACACACCGACUCUCUCUCUGGCCAUGUUUACAUGCUCUAAUGGGCUAUGUGGUCUUCAUACUGACUUCUCUGCCGGAAAUCAGCACAGGUCAGAACUGUUCUCACCCACUUAUCCCUGAGCAUGGUGGCUUCUACUGUAAGCCUUCUCCAUGUAGGGGCUUCUCUCCAGGGAGUCGUAUCAACUACUUCUGUGAGUCAAGAUAUGUCCUGCCAAGCCACGUCCGCCACUCCGUCUGCCGCAAAGGUCAAUGGAGACCCGGGAUCCCCACAUGUAUACUUAAUCCAGCUGGACAUAAAGACGAAGGUUCUGAUUCUAUCCCGCGCGUGGCUACGGGUGCUGUUGGCAUUUCCAUCUUUCUUCUCACCACCACAGCCUGCAUGGUCAUCAAGUCCCGGCUCUACCCUUGUCAGUCUCGAAGGCGAUCGUCUGAUCAGGUGGACUUGAUGGUGGACGGCUUGCCUGUGUCUCUUCCCACCUAUGAAGAGGCGGUGUAUGGAAGUUGGGGUCAGCGCAUCACGCCCUUGCGUGGCCCAACUCAGCUCCUGCUGGCCUCCUCAGAAAACAGCCCCUUAUCCUCUCUCAUCCAUUCAGGUUCCAGUAACUGCACAGACGCUUCGAAUCAGCGCACAGAGGUGCCGCCGCCUUAUGAGCAGACGCAGCCACGAUCUGUGGAAGGCGGUAACGAAGGAGAAGCGCGGGCCUCGCACAUUCCACUUUGUGUUGAAAAGGACAACUAACUGUUGAGGGUGCAAGCUCACCUUCAGCUUAUUGAUUGCUAGUUCUUUUGCCAUGCUUCGUGCCUAUCGGUGUAGUUCACCGUCAGCUUCAGUGGUUUUAAUUAAGUUUUUGGCAUUUUAUUUUGUUUGAAUGAAACCAUGUGACUGAAAGGGGGUAGAUGUUUAGCAAAUGAGUGACUGUGUGUUCUGUGCACAGUGAUAUUGAUUGUUAAUGUUUUCAGUGGUGCUGGAGACAUGUUUAUUGUUGCCCUCAGUGAGGGGAUUAGACCACAGUGGUCUCGUGGACCGUAAUAACACAGAUGUUACCUUAGUGGACUGUAACUUAUUAGGUGGUCCAUGUUGAGGAAAUGAAUGAAUGAAUGAACGAAUGUGAUUCCAGCAGACCUGGGGGAUUGGUGGUCACCUUCACACAUGCUGCAAGUACGGGUUAUUUAUAAGAAAAGAGCUUGCUUUGGUGCCAAGGUGGAAUUAAUGGAUCAUUUCUGCCCUGUGAGAAGCUUUUCCCUUGGAUCUUGUCAUGGAUUUGUUUGUUUCAUGUUUGCGUUUUCAGUUAAUCUUCAGUUGCUUCUGAAUGCUCUUAUUUAACAGGUGGAGUAGAAUUAUUUUAUAUAUAUAUAAUAUAUCGCUUUGCAUUGAGGUUCCCUUCUUGUCUUUUAUUUUUUUACUGCAUUAAUAAACCAUGAACCUCAACAUUUAGUAAAAACAAGUAAUGUUAACCAACGUAUUACUAAUUGAUGUUUAACUGUUAAAGAAAUACACCCCAAUGUCAAAUAUUUUAUUUACUCCAUAACUUAAAUACGUCAAUAUAAACCGGCAGAAAUUGUGUUACAACGUUUUCCUAAAUUCACUGAACUCUGGUCCAGGUGUAAAUAGUGCGACUUGUCCUUCAGCCCCAGUUCUGAAUUUUGUCAGCUAACGACCGCCAGUUUUAAUUAAGGUGCUGGUUCAUAUUUCUUAUUAUGGAUUUCAUUUGACUCAUUAAUGGUGAAUUAUUUGGCUUUUAUUAUGUGUGUUGAUUUGUUAAUAGGGUAUUAAUGUUGACGUUCAUGGCUUGUUCACAUUUAUCUAAUAUGUAAAAUAAUGUCAGUUAUGGGAACCUUAGUGUAUAAUACUAUAUAUAAAUGCUUAAAGUCACACCUUCCACCUGAAGCUAUGUUAUUCUGUUCUCUGAUGUUGGUUAAUUCAAGAUGGUGUGUAUGAGUAUGUUCACAUUUUCUUUCUUUAACUACAAACAGUAAUCUACUUAUGUUUAUUACAUUUAAUAUUUGUGUGGCAUUUCGAUACAACAAAUAUAUCCUGCACAUAUAUAAAUGGAUUACAAAAUUAUUAAAC
This is a messenger RNA of Neoarius graeffei (lesser salmon catfish), 2263 nucleotides long. RefSeq lists its product as uncharacterized. The transcript is spliced from 5 exons. The coding region runs from base 188 to 931 and encodes 247 amino acids. NCBI's taxonomy places the organism in Eukaryota, Metazoa, Chordata, Actinopteri, Siluriformes, Ariidae. The record is from RefSeq and is a predicted model, not a curated record.